Messenger RNA from Chelonoidis abingdonii (Abingdon island giant tortoise), 3838 nucleotides. The record is from RefSeq and is a predicted model, not a curated record. NCBI's taxonomy places the organism in Eukaryota, Metazoa, Chordata, Testudines, Testudinidae.
UCUGUGUGGAGUCUUCACUUUCUGAGACAUUCAUUUAUCUUCUGUGUGUUUUAGGAGCCUCUUUGCUAAUGAGUGUCUGUGGUGUUACCCAGGUUACACUCUGGACUGUUGAACAGCUGUCCCCCAUCACUUCUCCAUCCUGGGGUGCCUUUCCACACUGCUUUGCUGUGAGAGCAGCCACUCCUGGGCAGCUAACACACGUUCUCCAGCAUGUAACUCGCUCCCAGCAACACAGGAUUGAGUGCUGCUGCUCACCCACUCGUGAAUUACACCCCAGGGGAAUACCGGCCCAUUCUCUAGUCCCAGAUUCCCCCCCCCCCCCCCCCCCGAAAUGUGUGUCUGCACUCUCCAGCACAUUACUGAACAAUACAAUGUCAUACAAAGUCUGUCACUUCAUCCAUGGAAAAUGACAUGCACCAGGCUUGUUAUCCCAAGUGGAAUUUCUCACACACUGUAAUCCAACAAUAAGUUGUUCUAUUGUUGUAUCUAUUAACUACGGAAAGAAAAGAUUUUAAGUGACUACAAGGAAUGAGGCAUAAAAGUCAGAAUUGCUCACAAAAGAAAUAAAAGAUGAAACGCAAAGUAGCGUCUAACUUCACAAGCUAAAACAGAUUCACAGCAAAUGGCUCUUUCUCUCCGUAUGCAGUGACAGGCUGGGUUUCCUUUCAGCCAGGGGCCCUGCCUCCCAAAGUUCAGUUCUUCAGGAGUUGUUCAGAGAGAAAAGGGGCAGGAGAGAGAGAGUAUCAAGUGUUUUCCCCACCUCUUUUUAUAAUUCAGGCCUUGGUGCUAGAAACAUCUUCACUGUUCAGCUGAGUCAUGGUGACAGGCUGUCUGUCGUGGAGGUGAGGUUCAAGUCCUCCCUGUGAUAAAAUGGAAAUUUCUCGCUCACGCCUUCUCCAGCUCACUACUGGAGAGUGGCCAUUUUACCAGGUGCUGGCCUUGCUGUCUCUGAGGAACUGGUCUGUGGGUGUUCCCCAGAACUGUAACAUUUUUUUCAGUAACAUCUUGCAGUAAAAUCUUAUCUCUUUUGUGACGGGGUCAAGCCAGCCGGCUACAGGAGAGUGGUGGAAGGCAAGUAUAUUGGCCCCAGGAUAAGCAGGUUCCUUUUCCCCUGGUAACUGAACAGGGGUUACUCCAGGUUAAUUAAGACACCUGGGGCCAAUCAAGGGGCCUGCCAGAACCUGUUAAGAGCCUCCCCUCCAGCCAGAUAGGAGCACGUGAUAGGUGCUGUGGGAGGCAGGCAGGCGUAUUACUGGAGAGCUGGGCGGUGCAGAGGCUGAUGAGCACCAGGAGGGACGUCCCCCAGGUACGGAGGCGAAGGGCUGGGGAAACCCUACCCAACACGGCAAACAGCCUUUCAGGGAAGAGAACCCACCAGAGGGGAGAGACUGAACUGGGUAUCUAGCCUGUCACCACCGUGCCCAGAGGGGCUACCAGAGAUUAAGAGGCUCCCCUCCCCCUUCCCCUGUCACAAAGGCCAUGAGGAACCCUGCUCAGGCAAGGUGUGAACAAUAAACCCAGGGGCAUGGGGAAAUCCUGAGGGGGAGAGGAAUACCCCAGCCCGCCACUAAGAGGAAGUACGCAACCCACUGAGCCGGAGAAGGAGCUCUGUCACACUUUAUAUACGCAGUGUUUCUAUUUAACACACGGUUUAACAAGACAAUAAUGUUCAGCGUAUUAUGAGUUUCCAAAUGAUGCCUGACAAGGCAUACUUUGUACAAAAUAUAUCAUAAUUUUGCAAAACAGUGAAUACAGGGUUACAGACUGUCACAGUGUCUGUGUGUGUGUGAUCUCAGCACAUAUGUGUGUAUUUCAAUCCCUCUUCAGCAGAGUGUUCUGCACUUUGAGGAUCUGGGGAGCUGGCCCUGGGAUUUCACUGGUUUACUAAGGGCUGGGUUUUAAAUCAAUAAUUAUUUUUCAUGACAAAGUCUUAUGAAUUCACCUGAUCUCCUUUGUUUUCUUUCAUCUGAGUAGGGUUUCCAGUUUCCAAACCUGAUGUCAUCUCCCAGCUGGAACAAGGCACAGAGCCGUGGGUCCCAGACCUCCAGGGUUCAGAGGAAAGAGAGAUCCUCAGAGGUCCCUGCACGGCAGGUGAUGUGUCGCUGAGUGAGAAUGAGGAGCAGAAUUCUCAGCAGGAAGAUACUGAGCAAGUGGAACCACACGGAGCUUUCUCAGAAAUAUCCAAAAGGAACAUGUGUAGAAGUCAUGAAGAGAGAAAAAACUGUGAGAUUCAGCACAGGACAGAGACAGAGCAGGGAAACCAGCCAGGGGAGAAAUUGAGUACAUUUAUUUACCAUUGGGGAACUCACAAGGACCACAAAGAAACCACAGUCAAGCAGAAAAUCCUCAGAGGAAAGAGAAAAUCCACAUGCACUGAGUGUGGGGACAACUUCAGUGACUGCUCCGCCCUUAUUAAACAUCAGAGACUCCACAUGGGAGAGAAACUCUACGAAUGCUGCAAGUGUGGGAAAACCUUCAAUCGCAUCUCACAUCUCACUCGACAUGAGAUAAUCCACACAGGAGAGAGACCUUAUGAAUGUAGAGAGUGUGGGAAAACCUUCACUCUCAGCUCGUAUCUCACUACACAUGAGCGAAUGCACAGGGGGGAGAGGCCCUUUCAAUGCUCUCAGUGUGCACAAAGCUUUACUAGGAGCUCAUCCCUCAUUAGACAUGAGAGAACGCACACGGGAGAGAGACCCUAUAAAUGCUGUGAGUGCGGGAAAAGCUUCACUUCCAGCUCAAAUCUUAUUCAGCAUCAGAGAAUCCACACCGGGGAGAGGCCCUAUGAAUGUGGCGAGUGCGGGAAAGCCUUCAAUUGCGGCUCAGAGCUCACUCGACAUGAGAGAAUCCACACGGGAGAGAGAGCCCAUGUAUGCAGCGAGUGUGGGAAAGCCUUCACUCUCAGGUCAGAUCUUACUACCCAUGAGAGAAUCCACACGGGGGAGAGGCCCUUUCAGUGCUCUCAGUGCGGGAAAACCUUCACUAGGAGCUCAGACCUUACUAGACAUGUGAGAAUUCAUACGGGAGAGAGACCCUACGAAUGCUGUGACUGCGGAAAAAGAUUCAUUUCCAGCUCAAAGCUUAUUCAGCAUCAGAGAAUCCACACCGGGGAGAGGCCCUAUAAAUGCGGUGAGUGCGGGAAAACCUUCAGUUGCAGUUCAAAGCUCACUAGACAUGAGAGAAUGCACAGGGGAGAGAGACCUUAUGAAUGCCGUGAGUGCGGGAAAACCUUCACUUACAGCUCAGAUCUUACUGCCCAUGGGAGAAUCCACACGGGGGAGAGGCCCUUUCAGUGCUCUCAGUGCGGGAAAAGCUUCACUAGGAGCUCAGACAUCACUAGACAUGAGAGAAUCCACACAGGAGAGAGACCCUAUGAAUGUUGUGAGUGCGGGAAAAGCUUCAUUUCCACCUCAAACCUCAUUAAACAUCAGCGAAUCCACACCGGGGAGAGGCCCUAUAAAUGUGGUGAGUGCGGGAAAGCCUUCAAUUGCGGCUCACAGCUCACCAGACAUGAGAGAAUCCAUACGGGAGAGAGACCCCAUGAAUGCUGAGAGUGCGGGGAAAGCUUCACUGACAAUUCAAAUAUUGCUCAAUAUCAGAGAAUCCUCACAGGAGAGAGACCCCGUGAAUGCUGAGAGUGCGGGGAAAGCUUCACUCUCAGCUCACACCGUACUAGAUAUUGGAGAAUCCGCACGGGAGAGAGAUCCUAUUAAUGUGAAUUCGGGAAAAGCUUCUAUCAAAGCUCACACCUCAGUACUAGGGCUGUCCAUUAAUCGUGUGAGUUAACUAUGAUUAACUCAAAAAAUAAAUUGCGAUUAAAGAAAUUAAUCAUGAUUAU